AUGGCUGGCACUCCUCCAGUAGCACCAGGUACACUAGGAAAAGUUUAUCCAAGUGUUACAUCACAGAAAAACAAAGCUAUGUUACAUGUGAUCGGGUAUAUCUAUAGUCUAGAAAAGACAAUCAAAGAUAGGAAGUAUUGGUGUUGCAAGCUGAAACAGUCAAGUAAGUGCAAAGGUAGAGCUAUUACUAUAACGCAGGUAGAAGGUGAACUGCUAUUAAAGUCCGUAUGUCAUACACAUCCACCAGAUGCAACAGAAGUGGAAAGGAAUGUAGCUUGUCAUGACCUAAAAGAGACAGCUCAGGUAACUAGAACAACCCUAGCAUUAGUGGUGGAUGAUAUAAUCGUUAGUACAUCAGUAGAGAGCACUUAUGUUAAAUCAGAGUUGCUGGAACAGAUCCAAGGACAGCUAAGUGACAUCCUAGAUAAAACAAUUCAGGAAGCAGCACAUUCAUAUUCCCAGCGCUUAAAGGUCAUUAACGAUAAAGAUGUGCAGAAACAAGUCAAUGAGCUGAUGGAGAUUCCUCACAUACAAACAAUAUACCACAUGUUUGUAGCUGUGCUCCUUGUAUUUAUUAUUAGCACAGCUGCGAUGGAUUUCAUUGAUGAAGGACGGUUAAUUACUGACUUUGAACUGUUUUUCUUUGCAUUUGGGAAGUUUCCAGUUGUGAUCUCUACAUGGAUUUUCAUGUUCCUAUAUACUCUUGUAGUCCCAUAUUUGGCACUUUACCUCUGGGGUGGUUCUUUUCACAGCAGCAGAUUUCCUCGACUCCACAGCAUUGCGUUAGGAGUGCUAGUUAUUUUUUGCCAGGCAUACAUGCUUGGCUAUUAUCCUGUCCAUGUGGUUAUACAAAACAGCCUGCCUCCUGCCUCACGGUUCAUAGUAAUCCUUGAACAGGUUCGAUUUUUGAUGAAAAGCUAUGCUUUUCUACGUGAGAAUGUCCCAAAAAUUAUUCACAUAAAGCAGAAGCCUGGUGAAGAGAUAAAGAUUCCACAGUUUUCCAGUUAUCUUUACUUUUUAUUCUGCCCUGUUUUAAUCUACAGAGACAGUUACCCAAGAACAGCAUAUAUACGAUGGAAAUAUGUAGCAAAAUAUUUUGCUCAGGUUAUAGGUGGAAUGUUUUAUGGAUACUUUGUGCUGUUAAGGCUCUGCAUCCCUUUGUUUACAGCCAUGAAUAAACAACCCUUCAGCAAGAAGACACUGGUCUUAUCACUCUUUCAGGCUACCCUUCCAGGGACAUUCAUGCUUCUGAUUGCAUUCUACUUGUUCCUGCAUUGUUGGCUAAAUGCUUUUGCUGAGAUGCUACGGUUUGCCGACAGAAUGUUCUAUCAGGAUUGGUGGAAUUCUACUUCCUUUUCAAAUUACUAUAGGACGUGGAAUGUCGUAGUGCAUGACUUCCUGUUUUAUUAUGUUUAUCAGGAUUUCCUCUGGCUCUUUGGCAAGAAAAUGAGAACGGCAGGCAUGUUAACAGUCUUUUUUGUUUCUGCAAUUGCCCAUGAGUAUGUUCUAACUCUCUGCCUUGGAUACUUCUACCCUGUUAUGUUUUGUCUCUUUGCUAUAAUUGGAGUGGUCUUCAACUUUACAAUGACUGACAAGAGAAAGGGCCCUGUUUGGAACAUUAUUGUGUGGACUUUCCUUUUCAUUGGUCAGGGGAUACAGCUGAGUCUCUAUUCACAGGAGUGGUAUGCACAGAUACAUUGUCCACUGACAGAGAAAUCCUUCUGGGAGCUAAUAACACCUCGGUCGUGGUCUUGCCAGCAGGAGGGCUGAUGGCAUUAUCCCUGUUUACGAGUUAAGCUAAUGCAUAUUGCAAAGAUAUCCAGCAUGCAUUAUGCAAAACUAAAUGCUGCCUUUUUAUGAGAAGACAUCAUUUAUGUGGCACUAGUAUAAUUAGCGGGUAUACCAAUGCAAAUGAGCUAAAACAUGGUGGUAUCUAAGUAAUAUAACAAGAGGUGCU
Protopterus annectens (West African lungfish) is the source of this 1957-nucleotide messenger RNA. It is a transcript of the gene SOAT2, whose product is annotated as sterol O-acyltransferase 2. Gene Ontology annotation, molecular function: cholesterol O-acyltransferase activity; cholesterol binding; fatty-acyl-CoA binding. NCBI's taxonomy places the organism in Eukaryota, Metazoa, Chordata, Ceratodontiformes, Protopteridae. The transcript is spliced from 13 exons. Gene Ontology annotation, biological process: cholesterol metabolic process; cholesterol efflux. The record is from RefSeq and is a predicted model, not a curated record. The coding region runs from base 1 to 1770 and encodes 589 amino acids. Gene Ontology annotation, cellular component: endoplasmic reticulum membrane.